AUGGAUCGUCCCGCCCCGGAAGAUAUAGAAGACCCGUUCGCACCUGAAGACAUGGAAGACGAGAUUUUUUUUUGUCGACAUAAUGCUUACACCUGCAUUGUAUUUCAAGGUCCCGAGGGCCCAUUGACUGAGUUUGAGCAACGUGUAAUAGGAUCUUUGGACGGGGUAUUCGCACAAGUCAUGGAAGGAAUGAAUGAUGCUUUGUUACGGAUGAAUAACGUUUUCCGAAGUCUCCAUCGGAUUGAAGAGAGGUUCGAAGAAUUUGCCCGGGUCCGCCGCAAAGAAGAAGAGCAGUUUGUCACGGCCCUGAUCAACAAUUGGAUUGAGAGAUUUACCAGAAAUCUUGAAGAACGCUUCGGCCUCAAUGAUCACACUGACCUCGAUGAUCAGAUUCUGCCUGAUGCCCGUCCCGUUGUCGCACCUGAUGCCCGUCCCGUUGUUGCACCUGAUGCCCGUCCCGUUGUUGCACCUGAUGCCCAUCCCGUUGCCGCACCUGAUGCCCAUCCCGUUGCCGCAGUUCCAGUAAACCGCUCUGCCGAUAAUCCCUGCCUCUCUCACAAUGAGCACUGUGACCGCGAACGCCGAAGAAUGGAGAGCCGUGUCUUGGGAAUUCUCCGCCUCAGUGUCGACGCCAAAAGACAGCAUACCCACGAUGUGAUGCAAGAGCUUGGCUUUGAUCUCCGAACUCACGACUGCGACGACUUCCGAGGACAGCGCUCGCCAGAUGAAGCUGGGCCCGAAGCUGGCCCUUCCGGCUCAACCCAUCACUGA
Puccinia triticina is the source of this 771-nucleotide messenger RNA. RefSeq lists its product as uncharacterized. The transcript has 2 exons. The record is from RefSeq and is a predicted model, not a curated record. Bases 1 to 771 code for a protein of 256 amino acids. Lineage: Eukaryota; Fungi; Basidiomycota; Pucciniomycetes; Pucciniales; Pucciniaceae.